UGAAACAAGCCGGUGGAGCCGUGUUCUUGAAAGCCAUUUUUGGUGGAAGCAGUCACAAUCUGAUCAGCAGCUUGAUGAGAAGCCGAGAAGCCGCCCAUCAAUUCUAUUCUUUACGCGACUGCAUUCCUUCAUUUCUUAUUCGAGAAGAGUUAGUUUGUUGUCAAUCAAUGCUAGGAUCCCACAACACACACAUCAAUCAGAGAAGCAUUAGUAUUAUCUAUCUAACUAACAGUAACAGUAACAAUAGCCAUGUCGACGAGAAGCAUGAACGACAGCAGCAACCACAGCCAAGGUAGACGAAGUUCCUUUACCAUGAAUCCCAUGGUCUGGCGUCAGGCACGGACGGUCAAAAAGGCAGCGGGGCAAGUGGAUGAGUUCGUGACGGCCCUCACAGAGAAUGCUCCUUUUAUCGAACGACAGACUCCCAAUUCCACCAUUUCCGUGUGGCAACGCAGUGAAAUCCAAACUGGAAAACUUCUAGGAGAAGGAUCCUUUUCGCAAGUCUACGAAAUCACCGUCUUUCAGCCACACACUAGUGACGCGAAUAGCAAUAUCAAACCCCACGAUGCUGCGCAACGCACACAACUGGAACAGCACUUGUUUGAAGAACAACACAAGUAUGCGCUCAAACAACCCAAACGAGACAUGCUCCGCAAAAAGCAAGAUUUUAGCAAGGCCGUCAGUGAUUUAGUAGUGGAAGCGCAGUAUCUAUCGCGAUUCGAUCAUCCCAAUAUCUUGGCGUUGCGGGGAUUGCCCAUGGGAGGCACGGAAGCCUUUGAAAGUGGACGCUUUGAUUCCUACUUUUUAAUACUCGAUCGACUCACCGACAGUCUCGAACAGCGCAUUGAAAAGUGGAAAAAACAGAGUCCGACGCCCGAUCCGGCAUUGAUUCCGCGCAAAACCAACUAUGCACUCCAAAUUGCCAAUGCACUCUUGUAUUUGCAUCAACGGCGUAUCAUAUACCGAGAUUUGAAACCCGAAAACAUUGGCUUCCUUGGCAAGCAUCAAGCCCAAUUGUUCGAUUUUGGGCUCGUCCGAGAACUCCCCAAGGGCAAUGCCUACGACGACGAACAAUACAGCAUGUCGGGAGCGGGAUCCCAGUGGUACAUGGCCGUCGAAAUAUUCAUCACGGGCAAGUACAAUCUCAAAGCCGAUGUCUACAGUUGGGCCAUUACCACCUACGAAAUGCUCACCGAAAGUAAGGCGUUUGCCAACAUGCACAAAUUGCAACACGUCGCCAUGGUCUGCGUGCAAGGCAAACGACCCAAAUUGUCACUGCACAAGUUCCCACCCAAACUGGAAACGGUCAUUCGUGCGGCAUGGGGACAAUCCGUGUCGGCGCGUCCCAACAUGUUGGAGGUCGUGAGAGCGUUGGAAAAGAUAUUGCCCGAAUUGGGUGAUGAAGAUGCAUGUGUCUGGCCCACGGUCGAGCAGGACGAUGGCACGUACGCAAUGCCCAAGUCGCGACGUAAAAGUUUAUUGGCGGAAUCCAGUGACGACGAGGAUGAUGAUGACGAAUCGUUGGAUGCCUUUGAUACCACCUUGGAUGCCGAAAUCAUGAAGGAAAUGAAAGGCGGUUCGGCUGCUCGAGCACCAACCUACGGGGAUAUGGAAAUGCACGAAAAUGAAUACUCGCUCAGUUCCAUCAUGUAUGCGGAUCAUUGAUAACAAAUACAAUACAAAAAAGAGGCAGUUCCAUGACACGCCAACCCCAUCAUUGCUAGCAAGCAAGCAAGCGAUCUCGAAAAUGCAUACCGUUGUGUGAUUGCUUUACUUACUUACUUUUUCUAAGAAGCCUAAUGCAGCUAUAACAAAAAAUCUAUUCAU
This is a messenger RNA of Seminavis robusta, 1827 nucleotides long. The record is from the annotation of a GenBank genome assembly. Lineage: Eukaryota; Bacillariophyta; Bacillariophyceae; Naviculales; Naviculaceae.